Penaeus indicus is the source of this 999-nucleotide messenger RNA. RefSeq lists its product as uncharacterized. Bases 1 to 999 code for a protein of 332 amino acids. Gene Ontology annotation, cellular component: neuron projection membrane. Lineage: Eukaryota; Metazoa; Arthropoda; Malacostraca; Decapoda; Penaeidae. The transcript is spliced from 9 exons. The record is from RefSeq and is a predicted model, not a curated record. Gene Ontology annotation, biological process: synapse organization.
AUGUUAAAUGGAGUUGAUAAUGUGUUAGAGUUUGAUGCAAAUCUUAUCAUUGACAUUACCAUCUCCGUCACUAGACACAGAGAAGCACACAGAAGCAAGUACAGAGAAGAAACUCUAGAAUCAACUUGCUUCACCAUCAAGCCAUUUCAAUUCUCGCGCGGCCGUCUUCAACACGCAAACUUCAAGCCACAAGCACUAAAACGUAUCCAAUAUAACUUGAAGAAACGAGAUGUCACCAUAAGUCUUAACACGACGCCAAAGACAAUGGUUGCAGAAAUGCCAGCAAAAGAUCCACUGAUAGCGUGGAUCCGGAGCCGCGACUCGCAUAUCCUGACGGUGGACCGCUAUACCUUCAUCGCCGACGAGCGCUUCCAGGCGUGGCACGAGCCGUCAACGGAGACAUGGACGCUGCAGGUGAAAUACGUGCAGGAGCGGGACGAGGGCAGGUACGAGUGCCAGGUGUCCACGGAGCCCAAGAUGAGCCACUUCGUCUACUUCACGGUCGUCACCCCCUUGGUCCACAUCGCUGGCGGCCCGGAUAUGUACGUGAAGAGCGGAAGCACAGUGACCCUCAAGUGUUUCAUCUCAGCUGCCCUCAAACUGCCGGAGUACAUCUUCUGGUAUCAGGAGAAGGAGCGCGUCAUCGAGGAGGAUCGCGAGGGCGGCCGCCAGAUCUACGUCGAGCGGAUCGCCGGGGACACGACCAUCGGGACGCUGCUGAUCCCGCGGGCGUCGCCGAGGGACCAGGGGACCUACUCCUGCUCGCCGGCCAGCCUCCCGUCAGCGUCGGUCACCCUCCACGUCCUCAACGGUGAGCACCCGGCAGCCAUGCACCACGGGAAGGGGGUCAAAGGGCACUGCCCCAGCUUGACCUACAGUGAUGUAACCGCCAAGUUUUACGUCAUUCCAGGCCAUAGAAUACUGCUGAAUCCCGAUGCGGUGUCAGUUAUGGUGCCACAAAUUGUAUUGGUGUCAGACAACAUUGCUGGCACCAGAUAA